Messenger RNA from Dermatophagoides pteronyssinus (European house dust mite), 4005 nucleotides. Its product is annotated as methionine synthase-like. NCBI's taxonomy places the organism in Eukaryota, Metazoa, Arthropoda, Arachnida, Sarcoptiformes, Pyroglyphidae. Gene Ontology annotation, cellular component: cytosol. Gene Ontology annotation, biological process: tetrahydrofolate metabolic process; homocysteine metabolic process. Gene Ontology annotation, molecular function: zinc ion binding; methionine synthase activity; cobalamin binding. The record is from RefSeq and is a predicted model, not a curated record.
GAUUAGUUAUUACGAUUGUAUUCGAUUUAUUGGAUAAGAUAAUGUCAUGUUGAAUGAAUAAAGCAAGCAAUUUGAGUUGAAAAAUCAUCAUUUUUGGCUAUGUAAAUUGGAUGUAAGUCAUCCCCAUCAUCGGUUUGUUUGUUUUAUUCAAGUUUGAGUUUUGAUUCAGGAUUCGAAUUGAAAAUGAUUGAAAAACAAUUUCGUAUCCAACGAUUACUGGAAUCGUUAGAGUCAAAAAUAUUGCUCAUCGAUGGAGCCAUGGGAACUAUGAUACAACGGCAUAGACUCGAAGAAAAAGAUUACCAAGGUUGUCUGUUUGAUGAGCAUUCGUGUCCAAUGAAAGGAAACAAUGAUAUAUUAUCACUCACUCAGCCGGACAUAAUCUAUUCGAUUCACCGGGAAUAUUUGGACAGUGGUGCCGAUAUUAUCGAAACAAAUACGUUUAGCAGUACUUGCAUAGCUCAAGCUGAUUAUCGUUGUACGGAUUUGAUUACUGAAAUGAAUUAUAAAUCGGCGAAAAUUGCCCGUAAAGCUGUGGAAGAUUUUAUGGAUGAAUAUCCAGAAAAGGGUUACAAAUUUGUUGCCGGUUCAUUGGGACCGACAAAUAAAACAUUGUCAAUAUCACCUCGUGUGGAAGACCCGUCAUAUCGAGAUGUUGUCUGGGAUGAAUUGGUCGAUGCUUAUCGUGAACAAACUCGAGCCUUAUUGGACGGUGGUGUCGACAUCAUACUAGUCGAGACGAUUAUCGAUACGGCUAAUUCGAAAGCGGCGUUGUUUGCCGUACGAUCUGUGAUGGAAGAACGACAUGAAAAAGAUAUUCCGAUAUUUGUUUCCGCAACCAUAGUGGAUAAAAGUGGUCGAACAUUGUCCGGCCAAACAAGUGAAGCAUUCAUUAUCAGUACAUCACAUGCCCAACCGAUGGCAUUCGGAUUGAAUUGUGCACUUGGUGCCGACGAAAUGGAACCAUUCAUUAAACGGAUUAGUAAUUUUGCUAGCAAUACAUUCGUCAUAUGUUAUCCGAAUGCAGGUUUGCCAAAUGUUUUUGGAGAAUACGACGAAACACCGGAAACUAUGGCUGCACACAUUGCUCGAUUCGCAGAGCAACGGUUGAUCAAUAUUGUGGGAGGUUGUUGUGGUACUACUCCCGAUCAUAUUCGAGCUAUUGGCAAGGUGGUUAAAGAUAUUGAACCGCGAAAGAUUAAAGGUUCAUACAAGCAAUUUUUGACCGGUGCUACUUAUCUGGCCGGAUUAGAACCAUACAUUUUUAAUGAAACAACUUUGUUUGUCAACAUUGGUGAGCGAUGUAAUGUGGCCGGUUCGAAACGAUUUGCCCGGUUGAUUCGUCAGAAAAAAUAUUCGGAAGCGUUACAGGUUGCGAAAGAACAGGUGGAGAACGGGGCACAAGUGUUGGAUGUUAACAUGGACGAAGGAAUGAUAGAUGGUCCAAAAGAGAUGGCCAACUUUAUGAAUCUGAUCAGUACCGAACCGGAGAUUUGCCGUGUGCCAGUCUGUAUUGAUUCAUCCAAAUUCCAGGUAAUUGAAGCUGGCCUAAAAUGUUCGCAAGGAAAAGGCAUUGUCAAUUCGAUUAGUCUGAAGGAAGGUGAAGCUGAUUUUAUUGCCAAAGCUAAAGUGAUCAAAAGUUUUGGAUUUGCUGUGGUUGUUAUGGCUUUCGACGAAAACGGACAGGCUACCGAAGAAGAUGAUAAAGUGAAAAUUUGUGUCCGUAGUUAUCGAUUAUUGGUGGAUGAAUCGAUAGUUGGAUUCAAUCCAUGCGAUAUCAUAUUCGAUCCAAACAUUUUGACUAUCGGUACCGGAAUGGAGGAACAUAAUUUGUAUGCGAUCAACUAUAUCAACGCUUGUCGACGAAUUAAACAGGAAUGCCCCGGUUGUCAUAUAAGUGGUGGUGUAUCUAAUCUUUCGUUUUCUUUUCGUGGAAUGGAACGAAUUCGUGAGGCAAUGCAUUCGGUGUUUUUGUUUCAUGCAAUAAAAGCCGGCAUGGAUAUGGGAAUCGUCAACGCUGGCGCUCUGCCUCCGUAUACAGAUAUCGAUAAUGAACUGUUAGAAUUAUGCGAGAAUAUUAUCUGGAACCGAUCAUCUGAUGGGACUGAAAAGCUUUUGGAAUAUGCUCAGACACAUGCUGAUCAAGGCAAAGCAAAAGUGGAUGUUCAGGAUUGGCGUCUCGAAUCGGUGGAGAAACGAUUGGAACACUCGAUUGUGAAAGGUAUCGAUAAAUACAUCGAACAAGAUGUAGAAGAAUGUCGACAGAAUGUGGAGAAAUUUGUCCGUCCAUUGCAUAUUAUCGAAGGACCGUUGAUGAAAGGAAUCAGUGUUGUGGGCGAUUUGUUCGGUGAUGGAAAAAUGUUUCUGCCUCAGGUUAUUAAAUCGGCUCGAGUGAUGAAAAAGGCAGUCGCAUACCUGAUACCGUUCAUGGAACAAGAGAAACUGGACAAUCCUGAUUCGCAAGCCGAUGAUCAUGUAUCGACGGUCGUGAUUGCCACUGUCAAAGGUGAUGUACAUGACAUUGGCAAAAACAUUGUCGGUGUUGUACUCGCAUGUAACAAUUUCAAAGUAAUUGAUUUGGGUGUCAUGACACCAUGUGAAAAAAUUAUCGAAGCUAUCGAGCAACACAAAGCCGACGUUCUAGGUCUUAGUGGUUUGAUCACACCGUCAUUGGACGAAAUGAUUUAUGUGGCAAAAGAAUUGCAACGUCUCGACUAUCGAAUUCCGUUGAUUAUCGGUGGUGCAACUACAUCAAAAAAACACACAGCAGUGAAAAUAGCACCUCGAUAUGUUGGUCCAGUCAUACAUUGUUUGGAUGCAUCUCGUAGCGUUAUUGCCUGUGCGAAACUGUUGGACGAAAACAGUAAAGAUGACUAUCUAGAGGAAAUUGGAGAGGAAUAUGAAGAAAUUCGAAUCGAUCAUUAUGAUUCAUUGGCCGAUCGAGUCUAUUUAAAAUAUGAACAAGUUAAACGCAAUAAAUUGAUGCUCAAAUUUGAUGCGGAUGUGAUUAAAGAACCAACAUUUCUGGGAACCAAAGUGUUUAUCGAUUAUGAUCUUGGCACGUUACGUCAAUAUAUUGAUUGGAAACCGUUUUUCGAUGUAUGGCAAUUGAGAGGCAAAUAUCCGAAUCGAAAUUAUCCGAAAGUUUUCAACGAUGAAACAGUGGGAGCUGAAGCUCGUAAAGUUUUUGAUGAUGCUCAACGUAUGAUUGAACGAUUUAUCCUAACCGGUGAACUAAAAGCAAAUGGUAUUGUCGGAUUUUAUCGCGCCAAUUCGAUUAAUGAUGAUGACAUUGUUCUUUUCGAUGAAAAUAACAAAGAAAUUGGUCGUCUUUUUGGUUUACGGCAGCAAGCAGCAAAAGAUAGUCAGGACAAUUCGCCAUAUAUUUCGUUAGCUGAUUUUGUGGCUCCACGAGAAUCGGGUUUUACCGAUUAUGUAGGGUUGUUUGUUGUGAGUGCUGGUUUCGGUUGUCAAGAACUUUGUGAAAAAUACUUGACCAAUAAUGAUGUUUACAAUGAUAUUAUGGUAAAAGCGGUUGCCGAUCGAUUGGCCGAAGCAUUUGCCGAACAUCUCCAUGAACGUGUACGGCGUGAGCUCUGGGCAUAUGAUCCGAAUGAACAAUUUGAAACGAGCGAUCUUUUGAAAGUGAAUUAUCGAGGAAUUCGACCGGCUCCUGGUUAUCCAUCACAGCCUGAUCAUACCGAAAAGAUAACCUUUUGGAAAGUGAUGGAUGUUGAACGGCAGACUAAUAUUCAAUUGACUGAAUCGUUAGCUAUAUGGCCAUCGGCAUCUACCUGUGGAAUAUAUUUCGCUCAUCCUGAGUCUAAAUAUUUUGCUGUUGGCAAAAUUGACAAAGAUCAGGUUGCCGAUUAUGCCCAACGUAAACAACAACCGAUGCAAGAAAUGGAAAAGUGGUUAGGCACUUCGUUAGCAUAUUCAUAACUAAGAAAAAAUGAAACUAUUAUUUUAAAAGAAUAAAGUAAAAAAAGUUUUUUUCUCUCUUAA